Bufo bufo (common toad) is the source of this 1025-nucleotide messenger RNA. RefSeq names its product WD repeat domain, phosphoinositide interacting 2 (gene WIPI2). The transcript has 6 exons. NCBI's taxonomy places the organism in Eukaryota, Metazoa, Chordata, Amphibia, Anura, Bufonidae. Gene Ontology annotation, cellular component: cytosol; extrinsic component of membrane; phagophore assembly site membrane. The coding region runs from base 62 to 691 and encodes 209 amino acids. The record is from RefSeq and is a predicted model, not a curated record. Gene Ontology annotation, molecular function: phosphatidylinositol-3,5-bisphosphate binding; phosphatidylinositol-3-phosphate binding; protein binding. Gene Ontology annotation, biological process: autophagy of mitochondrion; protein localization to phagophore assembly site; nucleophagy.
CACAGUGAUCCGUGUUUUUUCCAUUCCAGAAGGUCAGAAACUGUUUGAGCUCAGGCGAGGAAUGAAAAGGUGUGUGACAAUAUUUUCACUGGCAUUCAGCUUGGAUGGAGCAUUUCUUUCUGCCUCAAGUAACACAGAGACUGUACAUAUCUUCAAGUUGGAGACAGUCAAGGAAAAGCCUGCAGAAGAACCAACCACCUGGACAGGUUACUUUGGAAAAGUUAUUAUGGCUUCCACCAGUUAUUUGCCUUCCCAAGUAACUGAAAUGUUCAACCAGGGCAGAGCUUUUGCAACUGUUCGCUUGCCUUUCUGUGGUCACAGGAACAUCUGUUCUUUGGCAGUAAUUCAAAAGAUCCCAAGACUUCUAGUUGCUGCUGCAGAUGGUUACCUGUACAUCUACAACCUUGACCCACAAGAGGGUGGAGAGUGUACACUAAUGAAACAACACAAGUUAGAUGGAAGCAUGGAACCUACCAAUGAAAUCUUAGAGUCUGCAUCCCAUGAUAGGCCUUUUGUUUCAAAGAAUUAUAGUACAGCAGCGACAAUAGAUACUUACUCAACAUCACCAACCAGUCAUGCCUUUUCUGAUGAGCUUGGAGCUGUUGGCGGGACAAACUUCGAAGAUGAAACCCAUGCUCUUCAACUCGAUGAAGACAGUGAGAACCCACCCAUGGUCUUGAGAACCGAAUGAAUGACUAUGUUAGCUGUUCCUCAACAUAGGCACAGAACUACAAGAAGAUAUUUUGGGAUCUCUUGUGUUUGCUGCUAUGGACUAAUUUAGGGAUCAGGAAAGAUUUCAAUACAAUUAAAAGUUCUGCAAAAUACAAGUGGAUAAUUGUUAUGAGUGGUAGAAGUUCUAUUAUUUUCACUUCACUCUUAGUGCAAUUAUUAGUUUUUGUUUGGUUGCCAAAAUAAUAUAUUAUCUGUUGCUUAGCAUGUUGCUUUGUGCCAACCAAAUUUAGGAAAAAAUAGAAACAAAGUUUGACAUUUUUAUCUUUUCAGACUCUGUAUGUGUAUGUGUAUAU